Molecule: messenger RNA, 3843 nt
Organism: Plasmodium cynomolgi strain B
Lineage: Eukaryota; Apicomplexa; Aconoidasida; Haemosporida; Plasmodiidae
Exons: 2
Coding region: 1-3843 (1280 amino acids)
Biological process (GO): regulation of DNA-templated transcription
Molecular function (GO): DNA-binding transcription factor activity
Source: RefSeq, a predicted model, not a curated record
AUGAUACUGCUGAGACAGAAUAAUCUGCACCAAUUUGAGAGGGCGCCGGAGUUGGGGAGUGUAAACUUACUAGAUAUUAAGAAGAAGGAAUUCAAAACAGUUUCCAUACCGUUGGUUUUAUUUUACUUUUUUAAAUGUUAUUCUGGGUUGAAUUUAAAAAAUGGAAGACGAAAUUUGCAGUAUUCAUUAGUCAUUGAUGGGGACGUGUACCUGGGCUAUGAGGUGAUACCCUCCGUCGUUGUUUUGGUUAGGGCUGACCGUGAAUGCGAUGAAUUCGUUGCAAAUAAAAACGGCGCAACUGAUGUUGAGGUACGUUUAGCGGAAAGGUUUCCCAACAAAGUGUAUGUCAGAAAAUGCAAGGAAAGUAAUAAGAGCGAAGUUUUAGGAAAGUGUGUUCCUAUGGGAUGUGUGCAUCACCCUUUUGAACAAAAUAAUGGCAGUUAUAGUAGCCACUCCCUCAAUGGUGACGAACGUUUGAGUGGAAAAGGUGAAUUGCACACGGAGGAGGAGGCGAAAGAGGUGCCAAAUGUACACGUACAGGAUGGGAAUCUUCCUUUUGCACCCCUGCGAGGAAUGAAAAUCGCUGAUUGUUACUCCGGCUGCUAUUACGUAGAUCAUUUCAGAUCGUACCUUUUUGUCAUGUUUGAUGAGUUCAGCCAAAAAAUGAUAAUAAGCGUAUUCCCCGUGGAAAAGUAUGGGUUCGAAAAAAGCAAAAAUUUUGUUCUCAGAUUCAGCGAGUGCGAAGAUUUAAUAAGAAAGGCCAUGGAAAAAAGGAAAGCUGAAACGGGUUCACCAUUUUUUACGACAAAUGUGCAUGAGGAUAGUUGCCCAAGUGGGGAGGAGGCCCCUUUUGAUGAAUCACCCAUGGGCGUAUUUCAACCAGAGAAUAAUUCGAAUAACGAUUUGGAUAAAAUUAUGAGGAAUGAGAAUGUGGCUGAUUUUUCCCGCCCACUGAUGAGAGAUGAGACGAUCCCUUUGGGAAGGUUAUAUCAGAAUGGGGACAAUCGUAUAGCCGAAAUGCGCAUCGUGGAUGAGGAAAACGUGUUGAAUGGUAAUCAUUCGGCAUUAUCCCAUUUGAGAAAAAAAAAUAGAGAAGGAAGUGAAGGAAAGGAGAAUGCACUUGUGAAGAGCAACGCAAAUGACGAGAAAACGUCAAUACUACCUAGCUUUAGAACAAAUAACGUUUCGAGGAAUUAUGCGUGGAGUGUACCAUUUUUAGCGAAUCCAAUGGGCGUAAAUUUCAAGCACUAUGUGUCCAUGUGGUCGCUAAGCGGAGAAGAAAGGAGAAUUCUUUUGACGUGCCUUCUGUUGCACAUGUGCAGUCGCCACUGUAAGGUAUUAUGUAGCUAUCUGUGCGGGUUAGAAAGGAGAUUGCCGUGCUUGCUUGAUGUUCGUGGUGUGAGCGAACAUCCCGGAAGGAAAGAUCGUAAAGAAGUGUCAGCUGAGCAGAUAGAGAGAGUCAACAAACAUUUCCCAUUAAUGAGUGUCCAAACUUCGGAUGAGAAGGAUAACAAGAAAGGGGAAGACAUUUUGGAAAUGCUUUUCGCUAACUAUUUUUUUUACCUAAGAAGGGAGUUUACCUUAUUUGGGGGGGACAUAAUGCGUGGUGAGUGUUCCUCGAGGGAAGGAUGCGAGCCAGAAUUUUUUGGAAGCGGGGAAAACAGAGACAACAAUGAUAAUUCGAGUGGGUAUAGCCACAACGGGUACAGCAACAACGGGUACAGCAACAACGGGUACAGCAACAACGGGUACAGCAACAACGGAUACAACUCCAACGGGUACAACAGCAACGACUACAAUAGCAAUAAUAGCGAUAACAACGGAGAUUACAACAGCAAUAGCGAUAACAACGGAGACUACAACCACAACUAUUACAAUAACGGAAGCAGCAACAACGGAAGUAGCAACAACGGAGACAACAGCGGUGGAGGUAAUAACGGGGGAAAUAACAACAAUGGAGGAAAUAAUAACAACGGAAGCGACGAUAAUGAUGACAACGAUGACUGCAAUGAUAAUGACGAUAGUAACGAGAACGAUGACAGUCAUGAGAAUGAGGAGACGAACGAAAAUGAGGAGACCAACGAAAACGAGGGGUAUAACAGUAAUAACGAAAACAAUAGCAACGAUAACUACAAGUUUGUGGAUAAUUACACCUGCAUGGAUAUGGAGGUGAAGAAGGGUUUAACUGGGGAACUUUUAAACUCCAGUAAGUACACGAAUAAUACUAAUAAAAGUGAAAUAAGCACAAAUUAUUUCGAAAAUAGUUGCAACGUUAGUGCGAACAAUAGUAACAACGGAUGUUACGAAGAUAAUAGUAAUUUAUACUUAAACAAUGAGGAGGGUCUAACGCUGACGAGUGUUCACCUUCAAAAUGAGCAACGUGUUAAUGGGGAUGAUGACGUAGGGUUGUACGACAAUAUCGGAGGAGGAAACAACUUAGAUCACGAACACAGCAAUAGUGAUAAUGUGUAUAAUAACAUUAGCAGCUAUAUGGAAAGCUACAUGGAUAAUAACAAGGUACAUGUGAUAAAUACUUGUAAAAGAGACUCGUGCAGCACCAAUGAAGAGCAGAUUUCCAACAACUCUCUGAAUGAUAGUACCAAAAUGAAGGAUGAAAUUUUGUACAACGCCAACGACUUGGUGUACCAUGGGGAGGGACUAAACGUGAAGGACGAAAUGAACGAAGCAUACGAACCGAACUUCCUGUCUCUUAAGAGGAACAACCUAGAUGUCGAUUACAAACAUUUGGACACCGGGGUGCAGAAAAAGAUUAACAAAAAAAGGAAUAAAGUGAAAAUGGAAAAGAGCAAUAAAAAUUUGGACGAUGAAAAGAAAGAAGUCCUUAAUAAGGUGUCCCAAAUAACUAGAGUUGGUGGAGUAUGCUUUGAUAAGAAUAGACAAAGGUGGAUUGCGCACUGGAAAAUUGAUGGGAAAUAUCAUAAGCAUUAUUUUCCAAUAAGUCAGUACGGAUUUGAAAAUGCUCGGGAGAGAGCCAUCAAUUGUAGAAAGCAAGCAGAGAAGCUUUUCAACUUGCCAGAAAUACAACCACGAAAUAGAUGGAACCAAAUCAAAGUGAAUGGAACGUCUCACAUUAAGAAGGCAGCGAAGUUACCAAGGUGCGAAGGGGUUGCGUAUGAUGAGUUGUCACAAAGUUGGGUUAGUACCUUUGUUGUGCAUAAGAAGUUUUCCAUUGAUGACUUGGGUUUUUACGGAGCUAGAGAUCAAGCCAUUUACUGCAGGAAAGUUUUCGAAAAGGUAAAUAUACAUGACGAUUAUGAAUUUUUGCUCAAAGAUAGACUAGGAAUGAGUAAUGAAGAAAAGGAAGAACUGAGUGCCCUUUUCAACAUUGAUAAAAAUGCAAUAGAAAAAAUGGACAUGGGAAAUAAUGUUGGGGGGGGUAGUAAGGUAAAGAGCAAUAUGGAGAAAAUAAAGGUGAAGGAUAACAAUGACUACUCGUUAGAGAAUAGCAAUGGAGAAAACAUGAAUGCUGGUGGUGCCAACCCGGAUGUCAAAAUAUCCAACGAGCAGUAUUUAAAAAUAACGCAGGAAGCCAUCGAAAUGAUUUUAAGCAACAUAAAGCAUAAGUCCCUACCGGAGAUUAAGCUGAAAUUAAUUGACAAACAGAAAUUUGAGAAUUAUAACACCCUGCUGGAUAAACACUUCAAAUUUAUUACAUCCGUGAAGAACAUCUCGCAGUUGCAGCCCUACAUAUCCCUUUUCCACAAAUUUAUCAUUUACCACACACUUCCUCAUAACAUAUCGUUAAGGAAGCAGCUAUUCAUUAUUGAGGCGUUAGAGUGGUCUUCCUUUUUUUCGGGCGCAGCCAGCCAGAAGGUUGACUAA